Molecule: messenger RNA, 7699 nt
Organism: Equus caballus (horse)
Lineage: Eukaryota; Metazoa; Chordata; Mammalia; Perissodactyla; Equidae
Gene: PANK3
Product: pantothenate kinase 3
Biological process (GO): coenzyme A biosynthetic process
Cellular component (GO): cytosol; nucleus
Molecular function (GO): ATP binding; pantothenate kinase activity
Source: RefSeq, a predicted model, not a curated record
GGCGGCGGCGGCUCGGGGGGCCGGGGCCUUUUGUCUGGAGCGGCUGCGGGAGGCCCCGGAGCGGCGAGGCCGGCGGCCUUCCCCAGCUCGCUCGGUCCCGGUCGUCCCUCGCUGGGGUGGGGGGGCCCCUCCUGGGCCGGGCCCUGCCUCUGGCGCCGCCGCCGCCCCGCCCUAAGCCCGCCCCACCCGGCCUGAGGGGAGGAACCGGUCGGGCCUCCCCGCGCGGCCCAGCCGCCUCCGGAGUCGCCGCCGCUGCCGUCCGUGCGCCGGACCGAGGCUGCCCCUCGCCCCUCAGGCCGACGCCAUGAAGAUCAAGGAUGCCAAGAAACCCUCCUUCCCGUGGUUUGGCAUGGACAUUGGGGGAACUCUAGUAAAACUCGCAUAUUUUGAACCUAUUGAUAUCACAGCAGAGGAGGAACAAGAAGAAGUUGAGAGCUUAAAAAGCAUCCGGAAGUAUUUGACUUCUAAUGUAGCCUAUGGAUCCACUGGUAUUCGGGAUGUACACCUAGAACUGAAGGAUUUAACACUUUUGGGCCGAAGAGGGAACUUGCACUUUAUCAGAUUUCCAACCCAGGACCUGCCUACUUUUAUCCAAAUGGGAAGAGAUAAAAACUUCUCAACAUUACACACGGUGCUAUGUGCUACAGGAGGCGGUGCUUACAAGUUUGAAAAAGAUUUUCGCACAAUUGGAAACCUCCACCUGCACAAACUGGAUGAACUUGACUGCCUUGUAAAGGGCUUGCUGUAUAUAGAUUCUGUCAGUUUCAAUGGACAAGCAGAGUGCUAUUAUUUUGCUAAUGCCUCAGAACCUGAGCGAUGCCAAAAGAUGCCUUUUAACCUGGAUGAUCCAUAUCCACUGCUGGUAGUGAAUAUUGGUUCAGGAGUCAGUAUUUUAGCAGUCCAUUCCAAAGACAACUAUAAACGAGUAACUGGGACAAGCCUUGGAGGGGGUACCUUUCUGGGUUUAUGCAGUUUAUUGACUGGCUGUGAAAGUUUUGAAGAGGCUCUUGAAAUGGCAUCCAAAGGAGACAGCACCCAAGCUGACAAGCUGGUCCGUGAUAUUUAUGGAGGAGAUUAUGAAAGAUUUGGUCUGCCAGGCUGGGCUGUAGCAUCUAGUUUUGGAAAUAUGAUUUAUAAGGAGAAGCGAGAAUCGGUUAGUAAAGAAGAUCUAGCAAGAGCUACUUUAGUUACUAUCACCAAUAACAUUGGUUCUAUCGCACGAAUGUGUGCUGUUAAUGAGAAAAUAAACAGAGUUGUCUUUGUUGGCAACUUUUUACGUGUCAAUACCCUCUCAAUGAAACUUUUGGCAUAUGCACUGGAUUAUUGGUCAAAAGGUCAACUGAAAGCAUUGUUUCUAGAGCAUGAGGGCUACUUUGGAGCAGUUGGUGCACUUCUUGGGCUGCCAAAUUUCAGCUAAAGCUUCAGGUUUCCCUCUGCUGAUAAAUGUCAUCCAAGAGGAAGUGAAAACCAGAGGCAUUGUUACUGCGUUAUUUGUAACUGGGAACCAAAGGAUAAAAGAGUAGCACUAUUCCUGUUGACUUUUCAAUGUCAAAAUGGUAAGCUGCUAAAUGUUGCCAUAUUAAAAGAGAGAACUCUGUAAUGUGAAGUGUUUCUGAUUGAAAUGCUUUCCUUUCCGUAUAUAGCCAGUGUUAAGUCUUUAAAUGCAAUACAGCCUCUGAUUAUUGAGCUUCCUCUCAAAAAAGAUUUUCUAUUUUAUGUAGCCAGCAUUGCAGUACUGUACUCUCAAACACAAAUCUUAAAGUCUCAGAAAUGUUUAGCUCAUGAAGAUAAAUUGAUUCUGAAUGUUUUGUUACAAGUCUGUUCCAUGUGUGUUUUGGUUACUAGUAAGUGGACAGUAACAUACCCUGUAUCAAAACUUAUUGAAAUGGCAAUCAAAGAUGAUCAUUUUAAUGUGAUUUUAGAAAUGUUAAGACAAUAUUAAUUAUUCAUUAUUGUAAUUUUCCUAACAUAUACCCCCCCAAAAAAAGCAUGUUUAUGUGAUCUUUUUCCAGAAGUAUAACCUUUUUCAAAUGCCAUAAUUUAAUUGAAAUACUGUUAAACAUUAGCCUGAAUUUCAAAAGGAAUCCUAGAAAAUGCACAUAAGUGGUGACACUGCACUUUCUGUAUUUUGUGAGUUAAUAUAUUUUAAAAUGUUUAAUAUUUUUCAGUUGGAGGUUUAAUUACUUAUUUGAAAGUCUCUUCAAUGAGAUCCCAGGACUAUUCUAAUGGAAUAUGGUUUGCGUGCAUUCUAAGAAUUCCAGGCUCUUUCUACACCACAUUUAUCUCAGACCCAAACUUAGCCAUUUCUGUUUAACUAGGUCUAAACCAUCAAAGUGAAAGACUUUACUCUAUCAUGAACAGCAACAAAGUCACAUUUAUUCUAAAUGGGUGUUAUGGAAAUCUAGAUGAGUUGUUAGGAAAAUUUGUAGGAGUCUGAGGCAGCAUUGCAGAAUUAUAAAAGGAUCAGUGUUUCGUACAUUCUCGUAGUACAAGUGUUAUAGUUCCAAAAUUUGUAAAUCCUUUUGCCUCGGAAUUUGUUCUCUAUAUUGAACUCAUUUUGUAUGUUACAAGUUUUUUCAGAUUUUUACUUUGGCAGUAAUAUUUUGGAAGUCUAGUAGUUUGCCAAAGUUGUUCAAGACUGUUGCUUAUGGUUUAGGAAGUAGAGAGACUUGGGGGAAAAAAUAUUUGCCUCCUUAAAUCUUGGAUGUACCUUGAAGAGCUUAAAAUUUGUUUACAUUUCAAGAAGAAAGGAGUAUUCCUUGUGUUUUUACAGAACACAAUUUCGCUCCAUAGAGAACAAUUUCCAUAGACUGUCAAGAAGUGCUUGACCAAGACAUUGCUCCUUGUUCUCAGAUUUUGUGCUCAGAUACUUAAAGUUCAGUUUUCUUUAUCUAAACACAUAAAUAUAUGAAUAAUAGUGACUAUUUAGAGGGGAAAGCAUGUGAAGGUAAUUAUUUAGAAUUCAGAAUAUUUGGAACUUUGAAUUCAUGUCAAUCUGUUAGUCAUUUUGAAGACCUACAAUGAGUAAAUUUUUCUUACUUUAAUGUUUCCAUUGUAGUGACUAGGUAUUUCAGCCAAAAGCCACCUGUUCAGUUUAUUUUAAAAUUUUGUGAUUUGGGCAUUUGUACAAAAGUUUUUAUCUUUAAAUGAUGAUAACUUUAAGUUGCGUACCUGUGGCAAACCGUACAUUAGCAGCUAUAGGUUUGGGGCUGUAUUUAAGAAAGAAAAUGGAAUGGUCAAAGUCUAUAUAAGUUAAUUUGAUCAAUACUUCGGUUAAUUUGGGGCUUUCAUAUUUUUUGUCCUUUGAAACUGAAGAUACCUGCUAAUUUGUAUAAAGUGAACAACCAUCUCACCAGUGUUGGUCUUGGUUUUUCUCGAGUGUAAUCUAGACUCCCUGGAGUAAUAAGUAAGAACACAGAAUUGGGAUGAAGGCUGCCAAGAUUCUAGUUUUUGAUUAUGAUCUUAAGAAUAUCCUUGUAAGCAUGCAGUGGCAAAUAGGUUUGGUUCUAAUCCGAAUCAGCAUAAUGCCUCAAAGCUCUGUGCUCCUGAACAGUGCUGUCUUAAUGGAAGUAAAAUGUGAGCCAUGUGUAAUUUUACAUUUUCUAGUAGACACAUUUAAAAAGUCAAAAGAAACAGGUGAGAUUCAUUUUAAUUUUAUAUUUCUGUUUAACCCGGUAUAUCUGAUAGGUUAUCAUUUCAACAUAUAAUCAAUAUAAAAAGUCACUUAGGAGGUAUUUUACUUUGUUUUGUGCUUAGUCUUCAAAACCAGUGUAUGUUUUACUGUUACAGCAGAUCUCAACUUAGACUGACCACAUUUCAAGUUCUCAGUAGCCGCAUUUGGAUAGUGGCUGCUGUAUUAGUGCAGUUCUAGAACUAGCGCUUAAAAAUGAACACUAGCAUGUUUCCAUUAAAACUUUAUGAAUAUGGGCUUUUUAAAGACUGUUUGGGAGGGGGAAAUAUGGGACCCUUAUUUUUUAAAUACAGAAAGGGCGAUAAGCGGUAACUCAUUGGGGCUAGUUUAUUUUACACAGAUAAGCUGUAUUUCUGACCAUUCCACAAAUACCUUACAUUGCGUCCUGCCAUCUCAUCUUAGUGUGUAUCAUUUUUCCAGUGACACUGAUGAGGUUGCCCAAGGCAUAUCCCUGACUGUCCUGAGCAGUCUCCAAAAUGUAUAUCGCCUUCUCAGAGGCAAAAUCAAGGAUUCCAGUGACUUAAAUCCCUCCCCUCCCCCUCCUAAUUGAACUUUGAGGAGCCAAUUUUACAAAAUUAAAAAGAGAGCCUUUUAAUUCUUCACUGAGUUCUGUACACACAAGAGAAUCUUCUUUAUAGCUUUUAGAUUUAAUUUACAUUCUUAAGAACUGCUCAUAUUUUCACCUGAAGGAGCACUGUCAGUUUGUUUGGGGCUUGGUGACACAAGGUCUGGGGCCUUCUACCACCACUACUACCCCCCCAAAAAAGAUUACCCUUUUUUUCUUUUUUAAGCUUACUUUUAUUAUUAUUUUUUAAAUUUCUUUAAUUUUUUGAGGAAGAUUAGCCCCGAGCUAACAUCCACUGCCAAUCCUCCUCUUUUUGCUGAGGAAGACUGUCCCUGAGCUAACAUCCAUGCCCCAAAGACUGCCUUUUAACUAGAGACUUUCAGAACGAAUGGCCUCCAGCUCUUCACCCUCACUUCUCCAAAGGCAAAGUGUUAGACUGGCUUGCCUGUCGACAUGGGCAUUGCUUCUUUAACUACUCUAAUUUAAAUAGGUGAAUUCUUAGUUUAGGUAAAGUCAGUGCCAUUGCCAAUAAUAUACAUGGUAACUGGCAGUCCUUCUAGAGAUUCAGAUUAUUUGCCAAAUAUUAGACUCUGUAAAGAUUCCUGAGUUUUUUUACGUUUGUGUGCAAAUGCGAUUGCUGUAUUCUAAGUCCCAGUUCCUGAAAAUCCUUUUCUGUAAGACAAAUGAGCAGCUGAAAGGGAAAAGUUAUCCUCUAUGUUCAGCGGUACUCUUGCCUUCUAGGAGCAGUCCACCACAUCUUGCCUUGAUUUCUAAGGUUGAGUUCUUGGGUAGAAAGCUCAGCAAGGCAAUAGUUUCCAAAUGCCCUUUAUAACCACUCUGCUUGUUAAUAUGCAAAAUUUUUCAUGUUUUGUUUGGUGUAUUUUUUUCUGUUGAGCACUUUAUGCUUUUUAGUCUAUAUUGCAUUUGAGAAUGUAGAUUAGAAAUUCUUUCCCCUUUAAAGCCCUGUAAAAAACUGAUAAAGGAUAAUCACUAGAAAAUGAGUGUGCAUUAUUUUGCAUUUAACUUACUGUUUUGUGAUAGUAGAAACAAAAUUUUAGAAAUAUAUUGCCUUUUUGUAAUAAGACUCUUUGACGUUAUUUAAGAUGAUUUGCCAUGAAAUGUCAAUGAUGUCCUAUUUUCCCAAUAAGUUUAUUUUAAUAUGUUUUCUUCUACUACCGGAGGAAUUCAGCCAACUUGGUUUCUAUCAUCAGAUAAUCUCAGAAAAUAAUUUGCUUUAUCUAUCUUACUGCCUGUUUUCAAUAUUUGAGACACUAGUUUUCUUUUCUUAUAUUUUCUGCUGAGCCUAGUAAUCAGCAAAGACACAAAAAACGUAAUUUUUAAGCAGUUCUUACUGUUUGCAUUCUCUCUCUUGUGUAUUCAGUGGACAUGGGAUCAUAAUUUGGUAUUGUAUUAGAAAUAGUGCCAGCCACUGGUCUAACUUCUUUGAAUGUUAUUUUCUUUAUUUGUGAAAUGAGCGAAUUGAUUUGUUAAAAUGGGAAACGACUCAGUUCUCAGGACCCUCAGAAAGACAGUUAGUUGCUCCAUUCAUAGCAGCAUUUGAAAUGACAGACGAUUUGUUCUGGUAUUUGGCGUUAAUUUUUUUUGUAUAUGUUGAUAGGUUCUAGAUUUUGGAUUCUCACCAAACCAGUAUGAUGGCAUCAGUUAUUCUCUCAUAAUGUUAUGUUAUUGAGUGUAAUGUCUGAAUAAGAAUACCUUGAAAUAAUAUGAAGGGUUAUAUAUAUAUUAAAGUGUAUGUGUGUGUGUCUGAAAUUUUUUGUUAACUUUAAAAUUAUAUGGGCAUUAUUAUAACUUUUCCUUUGUACAAAAACAUCCCACUAAAUUCAUAGAUGUUUGAAUAUUCAAUAUAUUUGGGAUUUUUUUUUAGUGACCCUUUUCUGCAAGCUGUUACUUAAUUUCUGAUCAUUGUGAGUGGGGACAGAUGUGGGAUAAACUCUUCUGGGAUUAUUUAUUGCUUUUGUUAAACACAAUUCAUAGGGAAAUUUAUGAAAAACAUUUGUAAUUACGUGGAGGUGAAUUGAAAUAUCUUGGCUUACAAUCAUCCACAUCAAAUAUGAUGAAGAACUAAAAUGCUUUUAUCCUUAGGAUUGUCUGAGAAUAAUCAGAUUGGACAUAUGUCUGACAUUCCCAGUUUACUGUUUAAAAUAAACGUAGCAGUGAGUUGGUACUGGGACCUCACAUUCUACAGUUAGUGCUGAAUGAUGUGUUUGAGGGAAAGUUGAUUUUUUUUUUUUUAAAGGAAAAAGUCCAAAAGAUCUUUAUAUUCUGGCUCUUUCUGUAGACAAAAGGUUAUUUUUCUUUUAGAUUUUCACUCUUUUUUGCUGCAGCUGUCACUAAUUUUGUGUUUAUAAGAACUAAUGAGGAAUGUCUUUUUCAGAGAAGUGAAUGAAGUUAAAAUUCAGGAGUUUGAAUUGUAUAAAUUUGCAACUAAAUUUCCAUUCUAAGAUACUGCUGAUAUUUUUUUUUUUUGCUAUUUCUUAACAUCUUUUAUACACUGCAGUGCUCUCAGUUCCAAUAGCUUUCAGAGAGAACAUUCCAGCUUUUACAUGGUUUGUAAAGUAUGCAUAAAUAAUACAAAUAGUUUGAGAGUAUUUUAGCAUUACCCUCUAACUCUGAAUUACGGAUAUCAUACUUGCCACAGUCAGUAGUUGUUGCAGAUAUUAAGCCAUUUUGAAAUUUACCACUUUUUCUGAGGUGCCCUGUUUUAGUUUACAACAUUUAGAAACAAAAGAUUAUAGACCUAACAUCAAUAUCCUAGUCACUUUGUCCCAAAUAUAAUUAAUGGAAUUAGGAUGUAAGUCAUGUUAAGAUGGUUUUAUCAUUUUUUUAUACAUUGUGUUUUCACUUUUUAUUUGAACUAGGGUGAAACUUUGACUUUUUAACUGAAGUUGGAGUUUUAAUUCUGCCCAGUUAUUGACCAAAUCAUACCAAGAUGUUUGUGUGUGUUUUUACUUAUACAAGCCAUUUCAGUUUGAGUUGCCUUAUUCUCUCUAUUGCAUUGUUCUUAUCAAGUCUAAGCUUUGUCAUGUUGGAAUUAUUCUAACACUGAAUCUGUGAUGUAAAAAUGUAUGAUGUGCUACAAAUUUUAUUCAUAAUAAUCUAAGUUAUAGCCUAUUGUAACCUAUAAAACAUUUCUUGUAAAUUGUCUAAUUUAUUUUUUCAUUUAUGUACAGUUUCUUUUGUAAAUUUUUAAAAUAUUUGUUGUGGCCUGUUCUUUAACAUUCAAAUACUCUUUUCCUUAAUGCUUACUUGCAUGAAAAAAGAAGUUCUGUUUUGCUUGUUUGUAUCGUAUGGCCAUUAAGCCAAUUUCAGUACUCUGCUUUUUCUGUAGUUUAAUUUUUUUCUAGUUUUGUUCCUAUUCUAAAUAAAUGUUAAAAUCUUGCUUUUUAUGUCCUACUUUCCAAAUAAAUUCUCUAAGUUGUUUA